UAGAACUGAUUAUUGCUCUUCAGAUCAUCACUUCUUUCAUGUUAACUCUUGGGAUGAAGCCUAAUUUCCUCAUAUUACUCCUCAACCUCAUGUUUCUCCUUGUGAGCCAGAGUAGUGCGGCUAGUGAUGACAGACACGGCAACUCAGCUCAAGUUCAACAGCCGCCUCAGUUCUCCUUCCAUGGCAAGCCACUUCAAGAACUAAAUGGCAUAGUCAAAGCGAGCAAUGAUAAGGAGAAGAUGGACUUGGAAAGCCAGAAAUGGGACAACUACUUGAGAAAAAGUAACUCUGGAACCGGAGGGUCGCAAUCAAUUCAUCAACCUCAUCCCACCAAGAGCAAUGCAGUGAUGUUCACCCCUUGCUCCUACGUCUUAAGAUUUGGUUUUCUUUACCUUGCGUUCUUCCUCGCUUAAAUUGGGAUCGAGUGAUGAUGGAGUCAAAGGGAUGCUUGUUGAUGUCGAGGGAAUAAACUUCUUUCUAAGAAAUAUUGGUGAUUCUAAAUUUGCAACGAACUUUCAUGUUCAU
Molecule: messenger RNA, 525 nt
Organism: Zingiber officinale
Lineage: Eukaryota; Viridiplantae; Streptophyta; Magnoliopsida; Zingiberales; Zingiberaceae
Exons: 2
Coding region: 39-413 (124 amino acids)
Source: RefSeq, a predicted model, not a curated record